Molecule: messenger RNA, 2122 nt
Organism: Lycium ferocissimum
Lineage: Eukaryota; Viridiplantae; Streptophyta; Magnoliopsida; Solanales; Solanaceae
Product: 3-oxoacyl-[acyl-carrier-protein] synthase II, chloroplastic-like
Exons: 14
Coding region: 71-1630 (519 amino acids)
Biological process (GO): fatty acid biosynthetic process
Cellular component (GO): chloroplast stroma
Molecular function (GO): 3-oxoacyl-[acyl-carrier-protein] synthase activity
Source: RefSeq, a predicted model, not a curated record
CUGAACUCUCCGCCCGGCCCCCUGCAUAUUUCAGCAUUGAUUCACAGGUACAUAUAAAGGUUUGAUUAGAAUGGCGUCAUCGACAUGGGUGAUUGGGUCAUCAUGCAUGUUAAACUCUGGUGACCAUGAGAUAGUUGAUUCUUUCUUUCGGAUUUCCAAAAGUAGAACAAGGGUUUUGUUCAAGUCCAAAUCCAACAACAAUGGCGUUACAUUCAGUACAAAUCAUCACUUUUCCUCUUCCAAUUCUUUCUUUGUCGAUAAUAAUGCCUCCUUUAGCGGAUCCGCAGCUGCUCCUAGCCUCAUUUCUAGUGCUCAAACAGGAGAGGUGAUGGCAAUUGCUUCCCAACCGGCCAUGGAAGUCGCAAUAAAGAAGAAACCUCCAACCAAAGAAAGGCGAGUUGUUGUGACAGGGAUGGGUGUGUCUACACCGGUUGGUCAUGAUCCCGAUACGUUUUAUGACAACCUGCUUCAAGGUGUCAGUGGCAUAAGUGAAAUAGAAGCUUUUGAUUGUUCACAGUAUCCAACAAGAAUUGCUGGAGAGAUCAAGUCUUUCUCAACCGAUGGCUGGAUUGCACCCAAACUUUCUAAAAGAAUGGAUAAGUUCAUGCUUUACAUGCUAACGGCUGGUAAGAAAGCACUGUCAGAUGGUGGAAUUACUGAAGACAUGAUGAAUGAAUUGGAUAAAAGAAGAUGUGGAGUUUUAAUUGGCUCUGCUAUGGGUGGGAUGAAGGUUUUUCAUGAUGCAAUAGAGGCUCUGAGGAUUUCCUAUAGGAAGAUGAAUCCUUUUUGUGUCCCAUUUGCAACUACAAACAUGGGUUCUGCCAUGCUUGCCAUGGACCUGGGAUGGAUGGGUCCAAAUUAUUCAAUUUCAACAGCAUGUGCUACAAGCAACUUCUGCAUCUUAAAUGCUGCUAACCACAUCAUUAGAGGUGAAGCUGACUUGAUGCUGUGCGGUGGAUCAGAUGCGGCAAUUAUACCAAUCGGAUUGGGAGGAUUUGUUGCAUGCAGAGCACUUUCACAACGAAAUACCGACCCCGCAAGAGCUUCUCGGCCUUGGGAUAGUAAUCGCGAUGGAUUUGUUAUGGGUGAAGGAGCUGGAGUCCUGCUUCUGGAAGAACUUGAGCAUGCCAAGCAAAGAGGUGCAACAAUCUAUGCUGAAUUUCUAGGUGGAAGUUUUACUUGUGAUGCUUAUCACAUGACAGAGCCUCAUCCUAAAGGAACUGGAGUCAUCCUAUGUGUAGAAAAUGCAUUAGCUCAGUCGGGUGUAUCCAAGGAAGAUGUGAACUACAUCAAUGCGCAUGCUACAUCCACACCAGCAGGAGAUCUUAAGGAGUAUCAAGCUCUUGUUCAUUGUUUUGGCCAGAAUCCAGAGUUGCGAGUUAACUCCACAAAAUCCAUGAUUGGUCACCUGCUUGGAGCUGCUGGUGCUGUAGAAGCUGUGGCAACUAUUCAGGCAAUAAGAACUGGCUGGGUUCAUCCAAAUAUUAAUCUUGAAACCCCAGAUGAAGGCGUGGAUACAAGUAUACUUGUGGGUCCCAAAAAGGAACGACUGGAUAUUAAGGUGGCAUUAUCUAAUUCAUUCGGAUUUGGUGGCCACAACUCAUCAAUCUUAUUUGCUCCUUACAAGUAGAUCUCUCGAGCAAUAUUGCAUCUGACAGAUACAAGGAAUAUUUGAAAGGAUCCUUGAUCCCAGAGCUACAUGACGGACACUUGUAGAAGAGGCCUCCUCUCGAACAAUUUGUCUUUUGGGAGAUAGUCAAAUGACGGUGGUACUUCCCUCUGAUAUACAGAAUUCAUUUUAGAUGAUUGUUUGGAGAAAGAAGAUCCUGAAGUGAAGAAUGGGGGAAGGAUCAAAUUUUAUAUCUCCGUAGUUAUGACAAUCUCCUUUUCUCGUUGCUAGAUUAAACUAAAAUCGUUUCUCAUAUAUACUUACACAUAACAGCAAAUGAUUUAUGUGACCUUUAGGUGGUUGCAUAUGGCCCUUGCCCUUAAUGCCUAGUGUACUAGUUUUUCUUGUAUACCAUAUGUUCUGCAACAGCUUUAAAUUUGCCUUCUUGAUAUUUGAGUGGACAAACUCUGAAGAACUUUGUCAAGGUGAUAACACCGGCAAAGUUGUCUCCAA